AUGCACCAAUCAGGUCACAAUAGUGGUGUCAUUCAUGCUGGAAUAUACUAUGCCCCAGGUUCCUUGAAGGCAAAGUUGUGUGUAGAAGGUCUUAAAAGGUCCUAUGAAUAUUUAGAUGCCAAUAGUGUGCCAUACAAAAAGUGUGGCAAGUUAAUUGUUGCAGUCAAGGAGUCAGAGCUUCCUCGUUUAGAUGAUCUUUAUGAUCGGUCUCAAAAGAACAAUGUGCCUAAUGUGUCUGUUAUUCCGGGUGAAAAGAUCAAAGAUAUUGAGCCAAAUUGUGUUGGGUUGAAGGCCAUUCACUCUCCGGAAACUGGAAUAGUGGACUGGAGAAAGGUAGCUUUGUCAUAUGCCGACAAUUUUGUAUCAUCUGGCGGGACUGUUUGUAAAUCAUUCAAAGCAGAUGCAAUUUCAGAGUGCAGUGAAAAUGUGGAUUAUCCAGUUCUGAUUAGGAAUGCUCAAGAUAAUCCAGGAAAUACCAGUAAUCAUGUUUCAGAAGUUGCGUGUAAGUAUGUCAUCACAUGUGCAGGUUUACAAUCUGAUCGAAUUUCUCAAAAGACUGGUUGUUCUCCCCACCCAGCAAUAAUGCCUUUUCGAGGUGACUACUUGGUAUUGAAGCCAGAGAAAUCUUCUUUAGUCAAAGGAAAUAUAUAUCCUGUCCCUGAUCCACGUUUUCCAUUCCUUGGUGUUCACUUCACACCACGCAUGAAUGGUUCUAUUUGGCUUGGGCCGAAUGCUGUCUUGUCGCUGGAUCGAGAGGGCUAUGGCAGAUUCAGUUUUAAUUUCAAGGACUCGAAAGAUGCUAUUUUUUACCCUGGAUUUCGAAAGCUUGUAUUUCGUUACUUACGGUACGGUGUCAACGAAUUUUUGGGUGCAGUGUUUAUUGGUCGUCAAGUAAAGCAACUUCAAAUGUUUGUACCUAGUUUAAAAGUUAGUGAUGUCAUUAGAGGCCCGUCUGGUAUAAGGGCUCAAGCUAUUGA
This is a messenger RNA of Trichobilharzia regenti, 977 nucleotides long. The record is from the annotation of a GenBank genome assembly. Lineage: Eukaryota; Metazoa; Platyhelminthes; Trematoda; Strigeidida; Schistosomatidae.